This is a messenger RNA of Yarrowia lipolytica CLIB122, 1278 nucleotides long. RefSeq lists its product as uncharacterized. Gene Ontology annotation, molecular function: transferase activity, transferring alkyl or aryl (other than methyl) groups; pyridoxal phosphate binding. NCBI's taxonomy places the organism in Eukaryota, Fungi, Ascomycota, Dipodascomycetes, Dipodascales. Gene Ontology annotation, biological process: transsulfuration. The record is from RefSeq and is a predicted model, not a curated record.
AUGCCCUCGCACUUUGACACUCUGCAGCUCCACGCCGGCCAGGAGGUCGACCCCGCCACCAACGCCCGAGCGGUGCCCAUCUACGCCACCACGUCGUACAACUUCAACUCGUCGGAACAUGGCGCCAAGCUGUUUGGGCUCCAGGAGUUUGGCAACAUUUACUCGCGAAUCAUGAACCCUACCAACGACGUGCUUGAGAAGCGAAUUGCGGCUCUCGAGGGCGGCAAAUCCGCCAUUGCGGUCUCCUCCGGCCAGUCGGCGUCGUUCCUCGCGCUCACCGCCCUGGCCCAGACCGGAGACAACAUUGUCGCCUCCUCCUGUCUCUACGGAGGUACCUACAACCAGCUCAAGGUGAUUUUCAAGACCUACGGCAUCAACGUCAAGUUUGUGGAGGGAGACGACCCCAAGGCGUUCGCUGCAGCCAUCGACGACAAGACCAAGGCUCUGUAUGUCGAGUCCAUCGGCAACCCCCGUUACAACGUGCCCGACCUUAAGGCCCUGUCCGACCUCGCUCACAAGAACAACAUCCCCCUGGUGGUGGACAACACCUUUGGAGCCGGUGGAUACCUCGUUGCCCCCAUUGAGCACGGCGCCGACAUUGUCGUGCACUCUGCCACCAAGUGGAUCGGAGGCCACGGCACCACCGUUGCUGGUCUCAUUGUCGAUGGCGGCAACUUUGACUGGAUCAAGUCCGGCAAGUUCCCCCAGCUCACCGAGCCUUCCGAGGGCUACCACGGAAUGAAGUUUGCCGAGACCUUUGGCAACGAGCUGGCCUACGCUCUGUACGUGCGAACCGUGCUGCUGCGAGACAUUGGCCCUUGUCUCAACCCCUUUGGCGCCUUCCAGAUCAUCCAGGGUCUCGAGACGCUGUCUCUUCGAGUCGACCGACACUGCGAAAACGCCCUCAAGCUCGCAAAGUGGCUCGAGAAGAACGAACACAUUGCUUGGGUCUCCUACCCGGGUCUUGAGUCGCACCCCUACCACGAGCACGCCAAGAAGGUGCUCAAGCGGGGCUACGGCGCCGUGCUGUCGAUCGGUGUCAAGGACGACAAGGGUGCUGCUGUCGUCGACUCUCUGAAGCUGGCCUCCAACCUCGCCAACGUCGGAGACGCCAAGACUCUCGUCAUCGCCCCUUACUUCACCACUCACCAGCAGCUGUCGGAGGAGGAGAAGAAGAGCGCUGGCGUGUCCAAGGAUCUCAUCCGGGUUGCUGUCGGUAUCGAGUUUAUCGACGAUAUCAUUGCUGACUUUGAGCAGGCUUUCAAGGCGGUGUACUAG